UGUCCACAUCACCCUGUCUCAGGAGCCCUGAUUUCCAUAUUCUGGCCCUGAAGAUCCAUUUGCCUGCUGACUGGGUCCCCCUGAGCAAGUUUUUGGCAUAACCUCAAGUCCAAACUGAAUUUAUGAACUUAUGUAGCAUCUCUGGAACCAUCCUCCGCUGGGGAACCCUGAACACCCUGCUUUCAGGGACAGGUCGCUGAGCGUGUUAACAGAUCCAGCCAUCAUCUAUCCGACGUGGGCCAUGGCCAGGUCAUUGUGGACAUUGUCUAUGCAAUACUUGUCACUUCACCAAGUGACUUUUCUUCUCGUUGCUCUUCUCUUGGCCAUCUUUGGUUGUGGCUACUGGCACCAGAAGAACCAGAUUCACAGGAGUGAGCUAAUCAGGGCAGAUGCGGGUGAGAGAAAACAGUAUUGGCUGCAAGACAGACCAUUACCAAAGCUGAUAUAUCCCCAGCCAAGUGCACUUAAACCCACUAGGAGGGAUGUCCUUGUGCUGACCAGUUGGCUCUCCCCGAUUGUGUGGGAAGGGACUUUCAACACUGACAUCUUAAACAAGCAGUUCCAACUCCGGAACGCUACCAUUGGGUUGACUGUGUUUGCUUCUCAAAACUACACGGCGUACCUGGAGCAGUUCCUAAGGUCCGCGGAGGCGUUCUUCAUGGCGGGACACAGGGUGAACUACUACAUCUUUACUGACCAACCUCACGCGGUUCCUCGGAUCCCCCUCCAGAGCGGAAGAAAAGCAAUCACCUUCCAGAUCCCGAGUUUUGAGCACCAGAAGGACAUCUCCAGGCAGCGUCUGGAGUUCAUCAGCAUCUAUUCCAAACAGCGUUUUCACAAGGAGGUGGCUUUUCUGGUGUGCUCCGAUGUGGACGUCAGCUUCCAGCACGACGUGGGUGUGGAGAUUCUCUCUCCUCUGUUUGCCACCCUCCAUUUGAGCUUCUACAUGGCCAGCCGGGAGGUAUUACCCUAUGAACGGCGGCCUAAGUCACAAGCUUAUAUCCCAAAUGAUGAGGGGGACUUUUACUACACAGGGUCCUUGUUUGGGGGAUCAGUGGCAGAGAUACACAGGCUCACUGCGGCCUGUCACCAGAUGAUCGUAACAGAUCAGUCCAAUAACAUUGACACCCUGGGGUACGGCGAGAGUCACCUGAACAAGUACCUGCUUUACCACAAACCCACCAAGAUCCUCUCUUUAGAGUACAUGUUCAAUAAGAAGAUGGCUUUUGAGAGGUGGGUGAGUGAACACGUCAAUUUGUUCAGCCUCGUCAAGCAUGUUAAAAUUUUGGAGUUGCCCAAGGAUUACAUACAGACACAUAAUAAAGACAUCGCCACAAACUAUUCAGAGAGAGAGAGAGGGGCUGGUCACUGCUACACUCUAACCAUCCUCUUUUUUUUUCUUUGUCAUCAAUAA
Myodes glareolus (Bank vole) is the source of this 1414-nucleotide messenger RNA. The record is from RefSeq and is a predicted model, not a curated record. Lineage: Eukaryota; Metazoa; Chordata; Mammalia; Rodentia; Cricetidae.